AUGGGCCCAACCGUCCUCGAAACAGCAGCCAACGCCGUCCAGGCCCGGACCCGCAUCGGCCCUCACAUCUACCAGACGCCCCUACUACCCGCAAAGACGACCGGCAAGGCCCAGGGUGCCACGGUCCUCUUCAAGACCGAGAACUUCCAGCUGACGGGCUCCUUCAAGGUCCGUGGCGCCACGGCCAAGAUCUCGGCGCACCCGGCCGACGGCACGCCCCUGAUCGCCGCCUCGACCGGCAACUUCGGCAUCGGCUGCGCCUUGGCGGCCAGCAAGCUCGGCCGCCGGCUCACCGUCGUGGUGCCCGAGAACGUCCAGCCCGCCAAGCUCGCCAAGAUCCGGGCCUACGGCGGCGUCGACGUGAUCAUGCACGGCGCCGAGUGCGGCGCGUCGGAGCGGCACGCGCGGGGCCUCGCCGCGUCGGGCGAGUACGUCUACGUCUCGCCGUACAACGACCCGGACGUCGCGGCAGGGCAGGGCACGACCGGUCUCGAGAUCCUCGAGCAGUGCCCCCAGGUAGACAACAUCUUCAUCUCCAUGGGCGGCGGCGGGCUCAUCAGCGGCAUCGGGUCAGUCGUCAAGGCGUUCAACCCGCGGACCAAGAUCUACGGCGUGUCGACGGCCAACACGCAGGCACUCGCGGCGUCGAUGGCCGCCGGUCGCGUCGUCGAGACGGAGCACCUCGAGACGCUGGCUGAUGCUGUGGCUGGCGGUAUGGACGAGGACUCGAUCACGCUGCCACUUGCUAUGGAGGUGGUAGACGAGGUCCUGGUUUGUAAAGAGGAGGAGAUUGCAACGGCACUACGGUCGCUUGCCUUGGAGGAGGGCAUGAUGGUGGAGGGUUCUGCGGCUCUUGCUCUUGCUGGUUUCAAUUGUGUCGUACAGAAGCUCGUCGGCCAGACUAGUGUUAUUCUGUUAUGCGGAGGAAACUUUGACCAGGACGUGAUAAUGCGCACAGUGAUACAGACCUCGGCUUCCGGGGGAGGGCCAUGA
Thyridium curvatum is the source of this 993-nucleotide messenger RNA. RefSeq lists its product as uncharacterized. Bases 1 to 993 code for a protein of 330 amino acids. Gene Ontology annotation, biological process: L-serine catabolic process; L-threonine catabolic process. Gene Ontology annotation, molecular function: threonine deaminase activity; L-serine ammonia-lyase activity. NCBI's taxonomy places the organism in Eukaryota, Fungi, Ascomycota, Sordariomycetes, Thyridiales, Thyridiaceae. The record is from RefSeq and is a predicted model, not a curated record. The transcript has a single exon.